ACGCGCGGCGCCGCCGCCACCACCACUACCUACGUACAUCUACGCCUCCCUGGCGGCCUCUCUCCCGCGAAGAGUUUGUACGAGUUCGUGUGCACUUCCGGCCUCAGCGCCUUGUGUUUCCGGGUCAGAGGCUACUCACUCUUUGAUUGGGCAGCUGCGGGGGAUUUAAAUGUAAACCGCCGGCGGCGGGGUGCGAGCUAGUGGGUAACUAGGCAACCGACUGCUUCUCCCUUCGCUCGGGGCCGUCCGAACCGCCUCAACUGCGCAAGGAGUAUGGCUACCUUUCAGCAAAAGAUCUUAAAUAUGCUCAAGUGUUUUAGAAGACAAUGGUGCUUAUUUUCAGACUCAGAAAGGACUACUGUUUGUGGUGCAGACUGCAUGAUGAUGGCUUUACAGCUAUCAAUGGCUGAAGUCAAUAAACAGCUUCAUGGAGAUUUCACAGUAUCUCUUAGUGAUGUGGUGGAAACCUGGAAAUACUUGCUACAUGAUAAACUGGGAUUGACAUGUGAGAAUAUGGAAGCACCUGAAAACUAUGAUGAUAUCAAAAAAGCUUAUGAUACCUUCUUAAAGAGGAGUAAUAUGUUAGAUCUAAUUGAUAUUUGCCAGAAGUGUCGUACAUUAACGUCUGAAUCUGAAAUUGAAGAGAUGUCCCCUGUUCAACUGUUAAAAUUUAUCUCUGGCUUAUCAGAAGAGAAUGGCUCUAGUCUUUCCAUACCCUCAACACCAAUCAGACACAGCCAGGAUAAUGUUAAGUUGCUAUUGAUCGUGAAGAAGUUUGUUUAUGCAUAUUUAAGCCUGUUGGUGAAUUCUAAGAAUGAUCUGGCCGUGGCUCAUGUUUUAAAUAUUCCUGAUAGAGGACUUGGAAGAGAAGCCUUCACUGACCUAAAGCAUGCUGCACAGAACAGACAAAUGUCCAUUUUCCUGAUGGCAACAUCUUUCAUCCGAAUGAUAGAACUUGGAGGAAAAGGUUGUGCACCUUCACCAUUUGAUACUUUAAGAACCCAUGUAAAGGGACUUUCAGAAUUUGUUAAUUUUAUCGACAAGCUGGAAGAAAUCAUCGGCGAAGUCCUGGAUCCACGAAUUGCAGGGGGGCGAAUUCUAUCAACAAUCAAGAUACACUUGAUAAAAGGCCGAAACAGUGGGGAUCCAUUCUGUCGAGCAGCAGAGGAAGUUUUACGAGAUUUGGAUUUAAGGAUUAAAAAUAUUAUAAAUUCUCAACAUGAAGCUGUGACUGCUAGCACCACUGGAAUCAGUCCAGCCCGGCCAAAAUUACAUGCCAUAAACCAUGGCACUGCCUACUGUGGCAGAGAAACUGUGAAGGCCUUAUUAGCUCUUUUGGAUGAAGAAGCUGCCAAUCUUCCUACCAAAAACAAAGCAGAACUAUUAUAUGGUGAUGAAAAUGUAACUCCAUUUGGAAUCACCUCUGUCUUAACACUCUUUAGAUCUCCAGCACAAUCCACUAGGUCUUCUCCAAAACCUCUCAGACAACGAAUUAAAACAUCUGUUGGUGAAAGAAAAAUUAAGAUGAAGCAACCCUUAAUCAGGUCCCAGUUUGCUUGUACCUACAAAGAUGACGUGAUGACUGAGAAGAGGGAUCAGCACUUCUUCAGUAGGAGCCAAAUCCCGACUUGCAUACAUCCAGCACCAAAACAAAUGCUUGCUCUCUGUUUAGAAGCUGAGACUUUUGCAGAAGGUGUAAAGUCACCUCCUGAAAGACCAGCACUUGGAACCAGUUCUGGAAAUGUUCAUUGGAAUGGAAGUAAAAGUGAAAAAGCAAAAAGUUGUCCGCCAAGAAACAAGAGCUCAAAGAGGAAACACAUGGAUCUGAAUAGUGAGAAAGUCAUCUGCAAUAAUGAAAAUGAGCCACCUCAGUACACCAAUAUUAAGAGACCCAAGAUAUCAAACAUACUACAGGAGAAAUUGGACAGCAAACUAGAUGGAGCAGCAAAAAGCAACAAGGCUACAGCCAAGAAUAAAUUGAUUGCUGGUCAGAAAAAGUUAACUGACUUUUUUAGACUAUGAAUCUUUUAUUUUUAUUUUGAUGUGUAUAUAGUAAAUUUACUAUUCCAUAAUAAACAUUGUACAUCUUGAAAGAACAAGAUAACCGGUGCAUUAACACAUUUUGGCUUCACAGUGUCCAAAUAUAUUAUGUUAAAGUAGGUUACACAUAUUAUUCAUUAGACAAAUAUAGUGACAAGUCUUGAUUGUACAGAAUUUCAAUUUCAGUAACAAUACAUCAUAACUAUUACAACUAGGUCAUCUAGUGAAAAUGUCAAUCAUGUUUCCCUCUACUUUGAAAUACAGAUAGAAGUAUUUAGAUGUAAAUAAAUAGCAAUACCAAAAGCACUGUAACUUCAAGUUUCAUUAAAUUGGCAACCAAUACUUCUUCAGAGAAGAGGCCAACAGUUUUCAAACUUGCCAACAAGGUCGAUAGACUCUUCCCAACAUACACCUGAGCACUGAAGAAAAAAUUUUUUUACUCUUUUUAUAUUCUAAGUUGAAAUAUUUUUUCUGUGGAAAAAUACACAUAUACUUACUGUCAAAAUCUCUCCUUCCUAUAGGAAAUUUAGCUGAGUUUUCUUCAUCCCCGAUCUCUCUCCUUUUCUGUAUUGAUUCAAUAUUCUGAAUUUCAGUGUCAGCUGGAAAAGCCAUAGAUCCUUUCAAUGCAAGAUAAGGUAGCUGUUUUAUACCUAGGUUCAGUGGCAAACCAUGGCUUAUGAAAUUGUGUUUGGAACCUAUAUUCUGAAGUAAGAAAAAAAGAUUUAAAUUUUAAAGACACAACGUUAACAUUAUGUUUAGUUCUUUUUUUGUUUUUUUUUCUUUUUCCCCAUUCAGAACAAAGGCAUUGUAACAGACAGUCAUUUAAAAGACGUACAAUGCCACACAUUGGAACUCUGUCUAAGCCACCUUAUAAUCAAAGUGCAUGUCAAAAUAAUGUGGAUGAUCAGCUUAAUUUCAGUUUAGUUAUUCAGUGGGACUGAAACCAUCUUGGUAUGUGUGGCUAGUCCUGUUGACAUUCUAAGAUAUAUUUUUAGUACAGAAUGGGCAAAAUUUUCAAACAAUGAUAUCUAAAUAAAAGUAGACUGAUAUUUUCUUACAGAUUAUGACCACCUGGAAUCCUGAUGAAAAUCAGGUAAUUUGUUUAGUUUCCCAAACUCAGAUUUAGGUGACUAACAUUAGAUACUUAUAUUUGAAAACUUAGUAUUCAGUAAUUGCAUGAUCUUGUAACUGAAACCAUCCACCACAACAUUCUUUUAAAUUGUAAAUUUUUAACCCUUUUAAAAGGACCAUAAAUUGAGCUUUUAUUCAUGUUUUAGAGUUCAAUAAAAAAUUGAAACUCACUAAGAA
Chelonia mydas (Green sea turtle) is the source of this 3348-nucleotide messenger RNA. It is a transcript of the gene PARPBP, whose product is annotated as PARP1 binding protein. NCBI's taxonomy places the organism in Eukaryota, Metazoa, Chordata, Testudines, Cheloniidae. The transcript is spliced from 11 exons. Gene Ontology annotation, biological process: negative regulation of double-strand break repair via homologous recombination. Gene Ontology annotation, cellular component: chromatin. The record is from RefSeq and is a predicted model, not a curated record. Bases 274 to 2022 code for a protein of 582 amino acids.